Molecule: messenger RNA, 153 nt
Organism: Peronospora matthiolae
Lineage: Eukaryota; Oomycota; Peronosporomycetes; Peronosporales; Peronosporaceae
Source: the annotation of a GenBank genome assembly
AUGAACAACUUUUGCAAGGCAAAGUUCAUCAAGCAAGAGUUCACGGUUCCGUACAACCCAGAGCAGAAAGGGAUGGCGGAGCGGAUGAACCGCACGCUGGUGGAGAUGACGCGCUGUAUGCUCAACGAAAGCGGCCUCGACAAGUCGUACUGA